This is a messenger RNA of Dreissena polymorpha, 2327 nucleotides long. RefSeq lists its product as uncharacterized. NCBI's taxonomy places the organism in Eukaryota, Metazoa, Mollusca, Bivalvia, Myida, Dreissenidae. The record is from RefSeq and is a predicted model, not a curated record. The coding region runs from base 315 to 1946 and encodes 543 amino acids. The transcript is spliced from 2 exons.
UUAAAUCUAUAUAUGAUGACGUUUGCACAUGUUGAAAUGUAUAAAAGCACAUGGGUGCCGCACACAACUACAGACUCAACUGAUUCUUACGUGAUAGACUCAAUCAUCAACACAUAUAUCUACAAGCUAUCUUCAGAGGGCGUCUGGUGUUAGCGCGCUUGAAAGGCGGUAAACAUGCAUGAAAAAAAGGCCAUUCUUUUGAUGCUACUCAUAUUACAUGAUGGAAGAACAAGCAGACUAUUGCCACCUACAAUGCAAUUGUCAAUACAACACGGCCAGAAGACAAGUUUCCAUUGGAAAAACGUUCCUUGAACAUGGAAGCGCCAUUAAAGUAUCAAUUUGGUGCCACAAAAACGUCGAAAAUGGCUACUUACCAACACGGAACAUUUGAACGGACGAACGUGAAAACCCUUCAGCAUCCUUCUAGACAAGGCACAGCACUUCGACUUAAUCAGGGAAAUUUUGACGAUAUGCAAAAUAUUGCAAUGAAUAAUUUACAAAAUAAUCAUAAUGGCAGCGAACGUGUGCAAGCUUUACGUCGACUUGCCAAACGGAGUCUUGAUCUAUUUACAGCAAUUGAAGUAUCUGUUCAAAUAAUUGGGGCAAUUAUCGGAGCAAUGAUCCCUAUUCCUGUUCUAGGAGCAAUUGCUUCAGUUGGUAUAGGAGCUGCAUUUAACAUCAUUGCUGAUGUAUCUCGGGCUUCGAUGGUGACACCGGUCCAAAACUAUUUAACAAGUAUAAGGCAAAAUUUGAAAGAACAAGCCAUUUCGAGUAUGAAAAUGAAGCUGAGAUCGUAUGCACGACAGAUAGGAAGUAUUUUUGAUUUGUUUGGAUUGCCUAUGCUUUCAGUUGAAGCAGCAGUAAGAUCAAUUAAGCAAACCCGUGACCUUACCAGUAACGAAGUUAUUCAAACACUUUACACAAUUAACAGAACGAUGUAUGCUUCGCAUCUGAGAGAAAUAGACAUUAGUAUUAAUGCAUUCCUAACAGACAUUGAAAACGAUGACAAUGUUUUUCUCUUUGUGGACGAUCCUACCGAUAGUAUAGUUUUUCUUCAAGAAUUUUGUAUGAUGAAACUUACGACUUUCAGUGCAGCCCUUGCACUGCGGAAACAUUUGGGUUACGGGACAGCGUUUAUCAGCAACCUACAAUCACGAGCUAAAGACGCGGCUAAAGGCUGUUAUAAAUUUGCACAAUGGGCUAUUCACAAAACUGCUGGUAAUGUUGAAGAUACUUCAGUAUUUCAGACAAAUGUAUAUAACAACUUUUUAGAAAAUGUUAAAAGUAAGUUUAAUCUUGAUCUUUUUUCUUCGAUCGGUGACGUUGACAUUCGUGAAACGUAUUUGAAACAUGGGGAUAUAAUAUCAUUGAAAUCCACCUCCGGUAACAACAACAACAAUGACAAACGUUGGAUGAGUUGCUGGGGUUCUGGAAGAUGGUGUGAAAUGCGUUCAUGCACUGGGCCAAUGGCUCCGUUCGAAACAGGGAGUCAAUACGAAUUCGGAGCCGCAUGUCGAGGAGAGAUAUUCUGGAUCUUUGGAUUGGGAAGGUACCCCAAUCAAAAAAUACUGACAUGUGAUACUGUCGGUCUACGAUACAGCGUUUGGGGGGAUGACCAUUAUUGGCUCAGUAAAGACAUUUCCAUUCUUAAUGGAUGGUAUACUACUUUCAGUUAUCAAAAGUAUAAUACUCACACAUGCCCUGGUGACAGUUUCGAAAGAAAUAUCAACUGGAGUGGAUGCAUCAUGGAACAGUUUGAAAUACAAGUUGAAGGAAAACGAUGUGGCCAGAAUGUGGACGACAGGGAUGCUAUACAGUUGAAAAGCUUGAGUGGUGGACUAUAUGUGUCAGUGGGGCAAUAUGGAUGGAUAAUGGCCGAAUAUUAUAAACCGGUAUAUCCAUGGCGACUGUAUAUCCAUGAUUCUCCAAGAGUGGAACCAUAUUAACAAACUAUUACUUCCAUUUCUCAUUGAGGUUUAUUCACUUUGAAAUCAGUUAAAAUUUCAUUUGAUGGACAAAACUGAUAUGUACGAGUUAGCUUACGAAAACUGUUACAGGUUCUAAAUUGACUUUUCCAACAAUAAAACCAAAUGAUUAAUACUUUAUAACUGUAUUAUAACAGCUUAAUUUAAUAUCGUGUGUUAUGUGUGUUGUUUUGUGCUGUGCUGUUCGGCAUAUGGUCCCUUGUUGUAACUAAAGGACCAGGCGCGGUUGAUGAUGUGAAUGGUAUGUUGUUGGGGCAGCUGAAGUUUCACUUUUGUAUACUUUAUUUUUUUUUAUGAUGUAUGUAAUAUGUUAACUAUUGCUUUUAUUAAAUUUUAAGAAUC